Messenger RNA from Purpureocillium lilacinum, 825 nucleotides. NCBI's taxonomy places the organism in Eukaryota, Fungi, Ascomycota, Sordariomycetes, Hypocreales, Ophiocordycipitaceae. The record is from RefSeq and is a predicted model, not a curated record.
AUGAGAUGCCAAGCCGGAUCCAAGGCGGAUGCGCCAGCCAGUCAUUUCGCGAUGCCUGGCCCGCGGCUGAUGCUUUUAUGCCCCGACUCGGCUUUGACGCAUGUGCCGGGUCCGCUCCCAUUGCGCGUCCCUGUUGUUUCACCGAUUUGUCUCGUUGCGUCCCUCAUUCAGCCUGAGUGCAGGCAGUGUCAAAAGGCCUGCGUGCUGCAUCGCUUCAGACCGCAUCGACGACGACGGCGCGACCUUUUUCUCGAGGUCGAUGUGGGGUGGCAAGGGGUCGGUGGUUCAUCAGGCGCGUGCCUCUCCACAGCGGCGGGCUUGCAGCCCAUUGUUGAUGUGCUUAAUCCCAAGAGCCCAGCGACCUCGUCAAUAAAACAGCGGCAGGCAACCCAUGCUAACAUGCCUCAGGCGAGAAAGAAGGUUCGAGGAGAGCGGCCGACGGCGGCGCGAUGCCACUGGCGCACCCACGUGGGCUGGACCAGGGCACCAGUGCAGGGAGCAGCGAGAGGCGGUGGGCCAGGCUUCAGCGGACGGCACGUCAAUGGGGCACACCUGAACUCAGUCACUGCCCGAGGUGCUUGCGUGAAUCUCACUGGCUGCUCGACUCCUCCAGGACCCUGCGGGGAGCACCGGGGCACCAACCUUGACAAGAGCGCCUCCAACAGGGCGACCCCAGGCCAACGUGGAUGCGUGGUUGCUGAUAAUGUGGGCUUUGUUCAAGGUUUACCUUGGUCUCGAUCCUUGGUUCCACGGAGCCGGCGCAUCAUGGAAGCAAUGCAAUCAAGGUCCUCCAAGGCCCCCUCCGCCUGUGGUACCCACAAAUAA